AUGAAAAAUUGGCUACAGAAAGUUGGUAGCCCAAUGUCCCGGAUUGACAAGGCUGUUUUCUCAAAUGAAAGGCAGAUAGCAAAUGUGGAAUUUUCCAACUUCAAAACAAAGUACUGA
This is a messenger RNA of Staurois parvus, 117 nucleotides long. The record is from the annotation of a GenBank genome assembly. NCBI's taxonomy places the organism in Eukaryota, Metazoa, Chordata, Amphibia, Anura, Ranidae.